Drosophila miranda is the source of this 1412-nucleotide messenger RNA. RefSeq lists its product as uncharacterized. Gene Ontology annotation, molecular function: transcription termination site sequence-specific DNA binding; helicase activity. Gene Ontology annotation, biological process: termination of RNA polymerase II transcription. The transcript has 4 exons. The coding region runs from base 24 to 1397 and encodes 457 amino acids. Lineage: Eukaryota; Metazoa; Arthropoda; Insecta; Diptera; Drosophilidae. Gene Ontology annotation, cellular component: nuclear body. The record is from RefSeq and is a predicted model, not a curated record.
CUGAGGGCAUCGAUAGACCCAACAUGGACUUCAAGCGAAACAUGAAACGACGUGCCACUAUUGGCGCUGAAGCUUUCAUACACCAGAUGCAGCCUACCGAUUUUCUGCCCAAUCGAAACUAUCGUCCGCCAGAGCGUAAAGAUGCCGAGAGUGCAAGAAAUCGCCGAACCUGCAAUCGCUUCACCUUUGCCAGCAUGGAGAAAGAUAUGGAAGAGAAGUUGAGGUUUCAGAAUAUGUCGAAGAAAAAGGAUGUUGAGCUGCUAUACUGCAGCACCUAUACCGAACGACGUAAACAAUGGUCGCGCGAUCAGGUGAACGAUUUAACGUCCUACGUCAAGAGCAUUCUCAAGUGGGCAAAUCAAUGGCUGAAGCAGCGGAGUGUAGGUGCCGUGAUCGACUCAGAUGUCCUGAAGCCCAUAGCUGACGAAUUCGAGACGGUCAAGCAGUACAAGAAAAUAUUUGUGCCAUUGAUGAAACUGGAUUUGUUGACCACCAUCGAAAGGGACUACAAGUUGGGGAGGGAGCCAAUUGAGGUGUGCCUGCAACAUCCUGUUGAGAAAAUUAAAUCAUUUUACUGCCUGACUACGCGAGUGUUCACUAAGCGGACAGAAAAGUGUAGGCUCUACACUCUUUCGAGUGGCAAAAAGCUCAAGGAGACGUUCGCUAUUCUUCGGGGGCAAAGAACAGAAAAUGACCAUGAGCUGAUUUUCGAAAUCUUAACGGAUGGUAUUUCUCUGGAGACAUUUAAGGGGAUACAACUCUUGACUGCCCGCCCGGUGGUGGACAGCCUGGAUCUGGAACUGGGCGCCCUGCAAGCUGUGGAUCAGCUGUCCCAUUCGCCACUAAAUGGAAGGAUUAUCAAGCCCACCGAAAUCCUGAAGAAUGCUCAAAAACCCAGCUAUGACACACCGUGUGUUUUCAAGGGUUUAGCCAAGCUUAACCCUCAACAAGAGGCUAUCUGCUCAAGCACGUAUCAACGUGUCAUACACGAUGAAAUUCCAAGCAUUACGCUAAUUCAGGGUUCCACAGACACAGGUAAAUCCCUGAUUGCGAAUAUCAGCAUGCAGUGUCUGUAUGGAACGGCAGCCAUACAAAAGGAUCGCAGGAUACUAAUAUGUUCCCACUCAAACACGGCCGUCGACUCAAUUGUAUUCCGUCUUCACAACGUGCUAGAAAAGUACAAAGUUAAUAUGCUUCGCUAUGGGCCGUAUGAAAAGAUGAAUACUCUGUCGCGCCAGUACUCGCUGGAGCGUAAGUACCAGAGUGCCAAGGCUCACAAAAGGGAACGAGUGCUUACCGAAAAGCGAGCGACUCUCCAACAGAGGUACAAUGACUUAAAAGUGGAGGUGAACUUGAUGAAGAACAAAAAAGAAGCACAAUGGCCCCCGGCCGUUUGAUAUGUACCAGAAGAA